AUGUCUAACGAGUCAAGAACCCUUUACGUGGCGCAGAAGGGAGAGGCAGUUCCAUGGGAAGUACCUGUGCAAAAGCUCCGCCACGGCGAAGUACAGGUCAAAGUUAAAGCAGUCUCAAUUAACCCGGUCGACGCUGAGCACGUGGCGAGCAGGGCUAGUGAGGGGUGCGGCGUUGGAUGCGAUUUCGCUGGUGUGGUCUCCAAUAUUGGUGAGGGAGUCACUUCUGUCAAAGUGGGCGAUACCGUCGCUGGUGGUGUUGGCGGUAGCAAUGUCGAUGCCAAAAUGGACGGCGCUUUUUCUGACACUAUCCGGGUCAAGGCGGAAGGGCUGUUCACGUUCCCCCAGCCAUUGGCAUCCGACAAAAGCAACAGCAUCCCUGCCGGUCCUAUCAAGUCGUUUGAACAAGCCGCUUCGUUGGGUGUGGGCCUGGGAACUGCCGUGAUGUCGCUGGCCUGGUACGACCAUUUACCAAUUAAAAAAGAUUCGUGCCACGGAUAUGCUGUAGUAUACGGUGACCUGAGUGCGCUCCAAUACAUGAUUAUACAAGUCACGCAAUUUUUGGGCUUUAAGGUGAUAGCCGUUUCGUCCAAAAACGGCGAGAAGCUGCUCAAAGAUGCCGGAGCCUCAGAUAUCGUCGGCUACAACGACGCUGACUGGAAGGACCAAGUGCGAGCGAUUGGCGGCAAUCAAAUCAGUCUUGUCUAUGAUUGCACCUCUAGUUCCGAGACAGUUGUUGAUGCCUACUCUUUGAUCACCUCUCAGGAACAAUCGUACGUCAAUUUCUUCCACCCUUUCAACCGUCCUGAACUUCGAGCCGAAAGUUUGAAGGACAAUGUCCGGUUGGCCGCGCCUAGCUAUUUCACGCUUCACCAAGACGUUAAAAAGUUUGGAACAAGCCAUUCCAUCACGGCCGAGCCUGGUCUUAUUGAAGCCAGGGAGGACAUCUUUGCCUCGAUCAAUAGUCUUCUGGAAAAUCAAGCCAUUGUUGCUCCACCUAUCACCGUUAUCGGUAAUGGGAUCUCCAGCAUCCCUGAUUUGUUCAAAGAGCUUGAGAAGGACUCUGACGGUACCAAGCUUGUGAUCCGCCUGUAG
This is a messenger RNA of Wickerhamiella sorbophila, 1092 nucleotides long. RefSeq lists its product as hypothetical. The record is from RefSeq and is a predicted model, not a curated record. Gene Ontology annotation, molecular function: oxidoreductase activity, acting on NAD(P)H. Lineage: Eukaryota; Fungi; Ascomycota; Dipodascomycetes; Dipodascales; Trichomonascaceae. Bases 1 to 1092 code for a protein of 363 amino acids. The transcript has a single exon.